UGCUUGACACACAGCAGCGCUGAGUGCAGCCUGCCUUGCCAGGGUCGGAACCGAAGCUCAAGACAAGAGCAGGAGAAGCGAAACAUCUGGCCACCCAUCAUGAAAGAACAGCGGGCUUAAAAAGACAAUUCGACAAAGUUUAGAGGGAACAAAUGUUAUGAAGGAAGAAUGGAGUUCCCGGACCAUAGCCGCCAGUUGCUGCAAUGUCUGAGUCAGCAGCGUCACCAAGGUUUCCUCUGUGACUGCACUGUUCUUGUUGGAGAGGCUCGAUUCAAAGCACACAGGGCAGUGCUGGCCUCCUGCAGCAUGUACUUCCAUCUCUUCUACAGGGACGAGCUAGACAAAAGGGACGUUGUGCAUCUCAACAGUGACAUUGUGACAGCUCCAGCUUUCAGUCUGCUCCUUGAAUUUAUGUAUGAGGGAAAGUUGGAGUUCAGCACUCUGCCUGUGGAGGAUGUGCUAGCAGCGGCGAGUUACCUCCACAUGUACGACAUUGUUAAAGUGUGUAAAGGCAAGCUCAAAGAUAAGGAGCUGUUGUGCCUGGAGGAGAAAAUGGGCGAGGGCCUGGGUCUGAGCUGUCUGGACAGAGAGAACUCCUCAGACAGUGAGCUGCACAGUAAGCAGCUCGUGCAGCGACAGAUACAUGCUCUGUCUCAGGGGGCUCUGAGGGCACCCGUAGCACAAGACUUUGACAUGGACAACGGCGAAGUCAAGCUGCCUGUCACUGACUGUGACAGGUCUACACAGGGCAAACAGAAGGCAAAUGGUCACUCUGGCAGGUCCCCGGAUCUUGUAGGUGUCAAUUAUGUGUCAGCAGAGGCCGAGCCCUGCCACCCAACAGCUGGAAAAACAAAAGCUGAUGUCAGUAGUUCCACCGUAUCGUUGUCCCAGAGGUCCCGGGCUUCAAAUGACAUGGACUGUGCACUGGAUUUGUCUCUCAAGCCUCUGUCUAGCAAAGAUCCCUUACACCCCUCCUACGUCUCGGGACAGCUGGCCCUCGACAGCCAGCAGCAGGGCACUGAGCCACUUGUUAAAGACGAACACGACUUGCUGUCAGAGCAGGAGGACAGUGAGCCCAUGAGCCCUGAGAGCCAGCGCUUUGGGAAUAGUGCCAGGAGCUCGGUGGUGACAGGGUUCGCUGCCCUCUUCCCAGGCAACAACGGCUCCACGGCCGUCCUGCUCUCCCAGGAGGAGGACCUGAUGGAUGACGAGGGGGAGGCGUGCAGGGGGAGAGGGGCCCCGGGCUGCGAGCUGGAGGAGAGGAGGGGCCGACUGCUGGGGGACAGUGAGGAGGAAGAGGAGGAUGACCUGGCCUCUUCUGACAUCUCUACUUCCAGUGGGGUGCUUCUGCCCCCCGGCCAACAGGUGUGUGUGUGUCCCCUGUGCAGCAAAGUGUUCCCCAGCCCCCAUGUGCUGCAACUGCACCUCAGCUCUCACUUCCGCGAGAAGGACGGGCCUCGCUCCAAGCUCUCCCCUGACGGCUCUGUCCCCACCUGCAUGCAGUGUAACAAGACCUUCUCCUGCAUGUACACGCUCAAGCGGCAUGAGCGCACCCACUCUGGCGAGAAGCCCUACACCUGCGGCCAGUGUGGGAAGAGCUUCCAGUACUCCCAUAACUUAAGUCGGCACGCGGUGGUACACACGCGCGAGAAGCCCCACGCCUGCAAAUGGUGCGAGCGUCGCUUCACACAGUCCGGAGACUUGUACCGCCACAUCAGGAAGUUUCAUUGUGGCCUUGUUAAAACUCUUGCCAUUGGAUAAAUGCCUCUCUCUAGUGCCAUGACAAAAGCCUCUUCAUACAGUCAAUACUACUGAACAACUACAACAGCAUACUGACAGUUUACUGGAUCAUUUUAAAGAUGUAGCAACCCUAACCUGCUGAACUGUGUCAUGGUGGCACUCGUGGUCAGAGGGCGCAUAGACUGUUAUGAUCAACAUAGGUGCUGUGAAAUGCAGAGCUGGAUUCAUGUUGAACAAAUCAGAUGAUGCACUUGUUUGUCUUGUUGAGCUUAUCUGAAGAGUUUAUUUGUAAAAAGGAAGUCAUCCUUAUUUUAAUAGAUGGAUGUGACAAUAACACUGUAGGUUAAUGCAAUCGUCAGAGUAAGACUUCAUGUUUAUGGGAGAUUUUACCGUCCACAAGUAGCGAUAUAAUUUUUGACUCCUGCAUUAUUUUAUUAAUAAUAUUAUUUUUAUUUAUUUAUUUUUCAAUCUGUUCUGAGAAAAUUCAAACCGCUUGGCAGCAAAACUUAUGAAGUCUGACCACUGGAAAAAAACUGAAGGAUUUUGCUCUUUGAAUUAUGGGAACUUACAAAGUAAGGUGCAUAUUUAGAGAAAUUAUUUCCCCUCCGUUUUAAAGAUUUUUAGUUGCUCUGGCCACACUACAUUUUGCUAAAAUGGUUUUCAACUCAUCAAAAGCUAUUUCAUUAUAAGAAGGAUAAUGUCUUGCUAAUACUGGUGCCUACACAUCCACCUAGAGUACUUACUUCAAUGACUGCUUAUCAAAUUUAAUAUGAACCAGGAGGGGUUAAUCAUCUUCCCUGGAGUGCCAAUUGACCUUGAAGUGUCUUUGAGAAUUUUAAGAAUGUAUGAAAAAGUCAGAAUUGUAUUAAAUUAUUCCAUGUUAAGUGGCCUUGUCCUGGUGUGGCACCAGUUUCAUUUAGAACAAGCCCAAGAGACUAAAACUGUCUCAUGAAAUCAAAGCUAUGCUCCAAGUGCCAUAGAAUAUUUGAAAUCUAAUUGUAUUUCUUUUGAAUUAACCCUUAAGUAAAUUCUAGCUGAAUGUGUUAAGUGGCUACUGAUAAAGUGUGCAUCUUUGCUGAUGCUGCCCUUGAGAUAAUUUUGUGCUACGUGAUUUUCAGAUGCUGUGUGGAUUCUUCCUGGUGUGUAGCGCUAAGUGUUUGAAAUGUGUCUAAUCUUCCUGAGAAGACUUGAUCAGAAUUUAUUUAUUAGUUUGACUUGGUUCAGGGUUUACUCUUAGUCUAGUUCUUAUUUCUUUGAAAGACAUUGCGUCUUGACCGCUAACUUGGUACUCAUUAACUGGUAUUGGGGCUGUCUAUUUUCUCUGUGCAAAUCCAGUUACUGUAUUUUAAUAUGCUGUGUAGAAAACCCUUGAGAGAGUGGGAGCUUUUUCACACAGGACAUAGCGAAGCACUUGUUUUUUUUUAGCAUGCAUAUAGUUUCAACACUAUUGCCUAGGCUGCUAUUUCGUACUAUUUGUAUAUUUAAUGUAAAUAUAUAUUCUUUAUUUAUGGAGCUGUUUGUUUUCCAUGUUACCAUAACAUGUACGGUGUCUUCUUCGGACACUGCAGUUUUCUUAAUGUGUCUUCCCGGCUGAUUUCUAUUUCUAAAAUUUGAACGUAGUCGCCGUCACUACAAAUCAAAAGAAUGAGCACUGUUCUGUCACAGGAAACAGUUGUUCACAAGCACAGCCACACCGAUCGCCACUGGAUACCUAUAGAACUGGGACAAUACGGGCCAUUGUUGCCCCCCCCCCCCCCACAAAGUCCCAGGUAAAUCUCAAGGGAUCAUUGUGUAUCACUUCUGCAGUAGCUGUAGGGGUAAAAAAAAAAAAAAAAAAAGACAGAAAAAAAUGCUCUCCCUCUCUCUUUGCACUUUUCUGUAUUGAAUGGAGCCAUUGGAAUGUGAGAAAUGUAUUUAAGUAAAGGGAGACCAAGGCGACUGUAAACAGGUGUAUUGUUCGAAAGCAUCAAAGAACAACCCCCACCCCUCUUCUAUUAUUCAAGCAUGACGGAGAUAAAGUCGUAUUGUUUCUUUAGAAGUGACAUACAUUACCUUGCACAUUCAUCUAGAUGGAGAGUUUUCAAUCUUUCUUGUUUUGGUAAUUUUCAUGACACUGGUGGUAUGCCUUUUAAGCUCAAAUAAUUUUAGUCAAUCAUUGUUCUAUUUAAAUCACAACAAAUAAGAAUGUAGUUUUUUAUAGUGGUGAAAGUUUUGUGUACAUUUGUAAAGAGGUAGUGAACUAAUGUGUAACUGUUUGAUAAGUGGUCCGUUCUUAUUUAUACCUCUAGGAUGGUCACCACACGUGCCUUGCUGUAGAAACAUAAGCAGGUGUUGCAUCUGGAGAAGCCCUUCUAUUUCCCUUUCAAUGACUGCAACUAAAAGUGAUCCAUGAAGUUAAAACAAUUCUAUCAUAUCAAUAUGUGAAUCCGGACAUAUGUAGAGUUUGAUGUUUUGCUGCUUUUGGAGAGAUUACACAAUGAUUUGACCAUUGUUUUGUUUAGUUUUUUUGUUUAACAAGCAUUUUAAUUGUUUAUAUUUGUUUUCAAGUCUAUACCACUGGGAGCGCUCAGUUCCUCAGCUAAUGUUUUUGUUGAAUGUGAACUUCGAGAUUGUAAUCGGAGGGCCUGGUCCAUGCUGUAUCAAUCUUUACACUUUAUACUGGAAUAAUGUCCUCUGCAGGUUACAACUGUGAAAUUGUGUAUAAUCAUGAAAUAUUUAUUGCGUCAUUGCUUCUUGUGCAACAUUUGACUGAGUAAUUUGGUUGGAGGUGAAAAAAUAAUAACUUUGAAAUGUCCAACAAAAAUCUUUUAAUAGAAUUUGUAGAAGUGCCAUUAGAAUUUAAUAUAAUUUUUUAAAUAAGAAAAGUCUAUUUUAUAGUAAUCAAUUGCUUCAGUGUUAGUGCUGUAGAGAUUUAGAGGACAAUCUUUAUGCAGAUUUGACAUUGCUUAGAGGCAUUUUACUUUUAACUGUAUGUGCUUUUCUUUGGAGUGUGCUUGUGCGUGUGCUGUGGAUAUGUGACAAUCUUGAUUAGUCAUUAAAAUGCAUAGAAUUAAAUGGAACAACC
Periophthalmus magnuspinnatus is the source of this 4804-nucleotide messenger RNA. It is a transcript of the gene zbtb42, whose product is annotated as zinc finger and BTB domain containing 42. Bases 169 to 1761 code for a protein of 530 amino acids. Gene Ontology annotation, molecular function: protein binding; DNA-binding transcription factor activity, RNA polymerase II-specific; RNA polymerase II cis-regulatory region sequence-specific DNA binding. The transcript has 2 exons. NCBI's taxonomy places the organism in Eukaryota, Metazoa, Chordata, Actinopteri, Gobiiformes, Gobiidae. Gene Ontology annotation, biological process: regulation of transcription by RNA polymerase II. The record is from RefSeq and is a predicted model, not a curated record. Gene Ontology annotation, cellular component: nucleus.